Molecule: messenger RNA, 348 nt
Organism: Funneliformis mosseae
Lineage: Eukaryota; Fungi; Glomeromycota; Glomeromycetes; Glomerales; Glomeraceae
Source: the annotation of a GenBank genome assembly
AUGAAAUUUUCCAUAAUCAUUGCAAUCGUCUUUGGCCUAUUAUCGAUGACGCUCAUGCUCAUUGAAGCUAAUAGUACCGUGUGGAUACAUAACAAGGUGACGAGAGGUACAUGGACACAUGUUUCAGCCGCCGAAACUAAAGACGGCGAUUCAUUCGACGAAGAUGGUGAUUGGGCGCACCAUGGUUAUUCUGUGUCUAUCCCUAAUUCAGUAAAUUCAUAUUGGCUCAAAUUCAGUGUUACUUUAAGUGGUGAAGAUAACAAAUGGCGCGGCCCAAUCCUUAAUAAUGGGGAUAGAUGUUUUCACCUCCAUGGUACAAUAGAUACUUGGAAAGUAUUUGAUUGUUAA